This is a messenger RNA of Rhizophagus irregularis DAOM 181602=DAOM 197198, 1781 nucleotides long. RefSeq lists its product as uncharacterized. The record is from RefSeq and is a predicted model, not a curated record. NCBI's taxonomy places the organism in Eukaryota, Fungi, Glomeromycota, Glomeromycetes, Glomerales, Glomeraceae.
AUGGCAUGCUCAAAAAUAUUUUUGGGAGACUUACCCGAUUUAUUGUACAAAAUUAUACAAUACUUUCGAAGUGAUUUUUCAACACUGCAUUCGUGUAUUUUAGUCAAUAGAUUAUGGUGUCGUUUGACAAUUCCGUUAUUGUGGGAAAAUCCAUUUUCAAUUAUUUCAAAUAAAAAUAAUUACUCUAUUAAAUAUAAUUUUAUUGUAACUUAUUUAGUCAAGUUAAAUGACAAUGAUAAAAUAAAAUUAUAUGAAUUCGGUAUAAACAAUUUGUCUACAAAUAUACUAUUUAAUCAUCCCUGCUUUAUUAAACAUUUAGAUACACGUUUGAUUAGUAUUUGUAUUGAAAGAUGGGCUGCAGCUGUUAAAAAAAUUGAAACCCUUCCAUAUACUUUUAUCAGAAAUCUACCGAAUAUUGAAAGUAGGGCUGCAGCUCUUAAAAAAAAUAGAACCCUUCGAAAUUCACAAAAUUCAGAUUUCAUAAAAUUUAUUUAUAAGUCAUUAAUUAAGAUAUUCAUUGAAAAUGAAGCAAUCAUACAUACUUUUGAUGUUAGUAUCUGUUAUAAACCUAUCGAUGUUAUUCCUAAAUUGAUUUUACAAAGUUCAAAUUUCGUUCGUAAUAUUAAAAAUCUUCAUCUUAGAUCUUCCUCAUUGAAAAUUAAUAAUAUAAACCCUCUAUUAAAAUUUUUAAGUUCUAAUUGCAGCUCAAUUUCAUCACUCUUUAUUCCAAGUUUUAAAGGUACUAGUAGUAGUACGGCUAUUGAAUAUUUGUCACAAUCAUCACAAUUAAUUAAAUCACAAAAAAAUCUUUCCAAAAUUUUAUUUUUUUAUGAUUUUCCUUAUUCAACGUUAUUAAAUUCUAAUUGUUUAAAUACUUUAAACACUAUUAUACUUUGCAACAUCGAUUUUAAAAAUAUGAAUUUCUUAAAUGAAGUAUUUGAACAAUUAAAUGUUUUAGAAUCUAUUCAUAUUAUUGAUUGUCGCUCUCUAGAUUUUAAUUUUCUUCAACAAAUAACUAAUUUAACUAAACCAUUUAAAUUAAAAUCCUUAUUUGUGAAUAAUACAUUUGAGUCAAUAGAAUUAUUAUUACAAAAAUCCGGCGACUAUUUAGAAAAUUUUGGAUUUGAGUCAUUUAAUCUUUUUGAUGAUGAACCAGAAUCACAACUAUUUGAAUUAAUUACAAAAUAUUGUAAGAAAAUUGAAUUCUUUGAAUUAUGUGAAUUUAAUAGUCAGAAUAUUUAUCCAACAUUUAAUUUAAUCAAAAAUAUUCAACAAAAUCUUAAUUAUCUUACUAUUGAUUUAGAUUAUGAUUUUGGAAAAUAUUUUUAUAAUAAUAUUGCCAAAAUUAGUUCAAAUAUACUUCAAAAUUUAGGACAAAUUCUUCCUCCUAAAUUAGAAUAUUUGAAUAUGUCUCUUGUUAUGAAUACAAAUGAUUUUGUAAUAUUUUUGAAAAAAUCUCAAAAUACUUUUAUUAAGAAAUUAUUAUUUAAAGACGAUGGAAUCCAAGAUAAAACAGGAAAAGAUGAUAUGUUACAUUAUACAAAGGAAUAUAUUAUGAGAAAGGAGAGAGUGAAAUAUUUUGCUUUUCGAUUUUAUACUAAUAAAUGGGAUGAAUUGUAUGAUUUGGAGGAUGAGGUCAAGCAAUUUAGUUUACAUAAUAUAGUAGUCCAAAAUUAUAAUGAUUUGAAAAUUGGUAAAUUUAAAAGAAUAUUAGAAGAAUAGAUUGGUAAAUUAGUUAAAAACAGUAAAUAUGUGGUAAAUUUACAUAAUAAAGUUGUUUU